Molecule: messenger RNA, 508 nt
Organism: Gryllus bimaculatus (two-spotted cricket)
Lineage: Eukaryota; Metazoa; Arthropoda; Insecta; Orthoptera; Gryllidae
Source: the annotation of a GenBank genome assembly
CAGAGCUUCUGUUCAGGGGCGCUUGAGACACCAUAAACGCAUAAGGCAUCACCAACAACGCCCCCCACGCGUCCAAUUUGAUUCAAGACACCCUUUAAACUCUUCCGAAACUAUUGAGAACAAGUCUGAUUAUUUGGCGUUGAUGUUUUGCCAAAAGGUGAAUCUAUACUUAGCGUAUUUUAUUUAGAGAGGAUAAAGUAUCUUUACGAACGUUCAAUUAAUUUUCAGUCCUGGAUUGAAAAUAAAAAAUCGUACAAUUCUGCAUGUAUACUUCAAAGAUCUAUCAAGUAUUCGAUUCCGAAGAGACAUCAUAUUCACCUGGAAUGAUCUGUUAGCAUCAUUCGGAGGCAUUGUUGGUCUCUUUCUUGGCUGCAGUCUACUCAGCUUAGUGGAGCUUAUGUACUUCUUCACUCUUCGCUUUAUAUUAAGAAGGCCAUUGACCAGACCUAGAAAUGUUAGUGUUUCACAAGAUCAGCUAGCACAAACUGGUCCCUUUGCAUGGACUGCA